Linnemannia hyalina is the source of this 1068-nucleotide messenger RNA. The record is from the annotation of a GenBank genome assembly. Lineage: Eukaryota; Fungi; Mortierellomycota; Mortierellomycetes; Mortierellales; Mortierellaceae.
AUGUGGGGUCUUUCGCUCAUCGAUACACUGUUACCGCUGUGGAUCAUCAUCUGCAUGGUUGGAGGAGUCCUGAUCGGCUACUAUGUGCCUAAUGUCGAGACGGUGCUGGACGCUGUCAAGUUUGCAGAUGUAUCGCUCCCCAUCGCGAUCGGCCUACUCGUGAUGAUGUACCCGGUCUUUUGUCGCAUCAAGUACGAGGAGCUGGGAGCGCUUUUCAAGGGAAGGUUUAUGAGGAACCAAAUCCUUUUUUCCUUGGUGGUCAACUGGAUCGUCGCCCCUCUCUUCAUGGUCGCCCUGGCGUGGAUGACACUACCAGACCUACCAGACUACAGGAGCGGAGUUAUCCUUGUUGGUGUUGCCCGCUGUAUCGCCAUGGUCCUCAUUUGGAAUCAGCUUGCAGAUGGGGACCAGGAGUUUUGCGCAGUUACGGUGGCUGUCAACUCUCUUUUGCAGAUCGUCCUGUACGGUCCCCUAGCCUACUUCUAUGUCGUCAUCGUCGGCAAAGGAACCGUAUUCCAUAUCGACAUGUGGAUUAUCGUCAGGAGCGUCCUCAUCUACAUGGGAAUUCCGUUGUUGGCCGGCUUCUUGACUCGUUGGAUCCUGCGUCGAUAUGAAUGGUACCACAAGACCUUCGUCCCUGCCGUGGGAAAGCUCUCGUUGCUGGCAUUAUUGUAUGUCAUCGUCGUCAUGUUUGCCCUCCAAGGCCACGAGAUUGUGAACGACAUUGGGAACGUUCUCCGAACGGCUGUUCCGUUGAUCUUAUAUUUUUUGGGUAUCUUCUUUGGAGUCUUGUUGUGGUGCUUGGCGACGAAGGUUCCCUACGACAUUGCCGUACCACAGUGCUUCACUGCCGCCUCCAACAAUUUCGAGCUUGCCAUUGCUGUUGCUGUGGGCACGUAUGGCGUCAAAUCCAAGGAAGCACUUGCCGCGACAAUCGGCCCCUUGAUAGAGGUUCCCAUGCUUCUUUUGCUGGUGUAUGUGCUCAAGUACGUACGUGGUCGCUGGUACUCUCCGCAGCUUUCGGUUCAAUCUAAAUUUGAAAAGAACGACGAUGUAGAGAUCAAAUGA